Trichosurus vulpecula (common brushtail) is the source of this 4347-nucleotide messenger RNA. It is a transcript of the gene LIMD1, whose product is annotated as LIM domains containing 1. Gene Ontology annotation, biological process: cytoskeleton organization; negative regulation of hippo signaling; regulation of DNA-templated transcription. The transcript is spliced from 9 exons. The record is from RefSeq and is a predicted model, not a curated record. Gene Ontology annotation, molecular function: transcription corepressor activity. The coding region runs from base 635 to 2767 and encodes 710 amino acids. Gene Ontology annotation, cellular component: adherens junction; P-body; nucleus. NCBI's taxonomy places the organism in Eukaryota, Metazoa, Chordata, Mammalia, Diprotodontia, Phalangeridae.
GGAGUGCGACGGGGCCAGAGGCACGCACCACCAGCCCGCCCUCCACUUCCGCGUCUAGAGCCGCGCUCCUGCGGGACCCCGCGGGCAGCCGGCCCAGCCUAGCCCUCCCGAACGCCCGGGACCAGCCUGCCCGAGCCAGCCCUGCCCAGAACGCCCCGCCGGCCGGGGGGACAAAGCGCUAGCCGGCCCGCGCGCCCCGGCAGCGCCUGAGCCCGCGCACGCAGCCCCGAGCCCGGCGCUCGGGCCACGCCGCCCACCCCAGAAGCGGGGAGGGCGCCCUGCUGAUUUAAAGUACAGUAAGUUUGAGCCCAGCCGGGGGCUGACAGAGAGCAGCGGAGUGCCCGAAGUUUGUGGGAAGAGAACAGCCACCUGCUUGUGGAUGUCCCUGCAGGGAGCAGAAGAACUGGGCGCGAAAGUCGGCCAGAUUGUCUCCGCUCAAAGAGUUUGCAGCCUUAUAAAACCUUUUGGGACUGGAAUCAUGCCACUGGUUUUUGCCACAUGAUAAUAGCAGCUAUUUGAGACUCAAGCCUUCACCCCAUUGGGUUGUUGUUUUUUCCCGGCAACCCUUUUCUUCCCCCACCCUGUGGGACCAAAGGACCAGUUGCCAGGGGACAGAGCCAGGUGCUGAGACAACAUGGAGAAGUACGAAGACUUGGGCCUUGAGGCCAGUAAAUUUAUUGAGGACCUCAACAUGUACGAGGCAUCUAAGGAUGGUCUGUUCCGAGUGGACAAGGGAGCAGGCAACAACCCGGAGUUUGAAGAGACCCGGAGGGUGUUUGCCUCCAAGAUGGCUAAGAUCCACCUUCAGAAGCAACAGCAGCUGCUACAGGAGGACCUGCUGCAGGGGGCUAGUGGCUCCCUCAAUGGAGGUGGCCGGCUAGCCCCCCAGAUCCCUGCUACAGGACCCUUCACCCACCGGGAAGCAGGGGGGAGCAGUAAGCUAGCCCUGGGGGAUGGAGCUGCCAAACCCCCUCUUGCUGCACCAGCCUUGGCAUCUGGGGCUGGGCCCGGAGCAACAGGCCCUGUGAGUCAGCUGGCCUUUCCAAGUCAGUCACACUCAUCUCUGCCUCAGGGUCAGCGGGCCAGGUUACAGCCUGAGGGCCAGAAGAGAGCCAGCCAGGACUUUAGUUAUGGAAAUGGUACAGGGAAUUCCUCUGCAUCUGGUUUGCAGGGGCUAGAUUCCAGGGGCACUAGUGGUAUUGGCCCUACUCAGGGGGCUUUUUCUUCUCUCUCUCAUGGAGAUUACUAUGACAACUAUCCUGAGCAGAAGUGGGCAGAGGAGCCCAGCCAGUUCACCAGUAUCAGGCCAAGUAUGGGGAACUCUUGGCCAGGCUCCAAAACCCCAACUGACCCUCACCUGUACCAGUGCCAGCCAUCACCAAACUCUUGCAGGUCUUUUGAGAGUGGGUACAGUAGCCAGGAUGGCAGUGGAAGUGAGGGCCAUCAGCUCAGCCGGGACUCUGAGCAGAAGCCAACUGGCCAACAGCGGUCAUCUUCCUUCUCCCACACACUCAAUUCUAGAGCUCCUCCAGCAGCCCCAGAAAUAGCGACCCCCUUGGCCCUGCCACAGCAUCGCUCAUCUUCAUUCUCAGCACCUGCCACCUUAGCUGCUUCAGGUACUUCACUUCAGGGAGAUCCAUCCAAAAAAAGUGCUGGGAUGGAAAGGGAUGUUCCUGGUGGUAUGGCCAAACCCACUGGGGACUCUCAGCUCUGGUACCAUGGGAGCCCCAAAUCCUACAUUUCAAGUUCAGUGCCUGCCCCGUUGCCAACCAGUAUUGACUAUCAGCCCUCUGGUUCUGCUUACCCUAAGUCCAUCGACCACUUAGUCCCUCAUGGUCAGACUCCCCAGCCCAAUUGCAGGGAUUCUGGCACAAAUCCCAAGUUGGGUUUCCCCAACCUCUCUUCAGGGCCAGCGUCUGAUGCUCCUGGUCCUUCUUUUAGAGAGGGGCCCAAUAGUUUGCCACCUGAUAGUAGUCAAGGGAGUGUCCAUCCAGAGAACUCCAGCUCUACCAAAGUCAAAUUACCCUGUCAGACCCUCCUUCCACUCCCAGAGCAAGGGUUGUCUGCAGUCGAAUUAAAAUUAGAAGCACUCACCCAGCGUCUGGAGCAGGAGAUGGAUAUUCAUCCGAAGGAGGAUUAUUUUGGAGCAUGUGUGAAAUGCAAUAAGGGCGUCUUUGGAGCCAACCAGGCCUGCCAAGCAAUGGGGAACCUCUACCAUGACAGCUGCUUCACCUGUGGGGCCUGCAGUCGGAAGCUGAGGGGUAAAGCCUUUUAUUUUGUCAAUGGCAAAGUAUUCUGUGAAGAAGACUUCCUGUAUUCUGGUUUCCAGCAAUCUGCCGACAGAUGUUUUGUAUGUGGACACUUGAUAAUGGACAUGAUCCUGCAGGCUUUAGGAAAGUCUUAUCACCCAGGCUGUUUCCGCUGCGUGAUCUGUAACGAGUGUCUGGAUGGGGUGCCGUUCACGGUAGACACGGAGAACAAGAUCUACUGUGUCCGAGAUUACCACAAGGUAUUGGCACCCAAGUGUGCAGCAUGUGGACUCCCUAUUCUUCCAUCUGAGGGCUCUGACGAAACCAUCCGUGUUGUGUCAAUGGAUAAAGAUUACCACGUGGAGUGUUAUCACUGUGAGGAUUGUGGAAUGGAACUCAACGACGAAGACGGCCACCGGUGCUACCCUCUGGAAGACCACUUGCUCUGCCACGCCUGCCAUCUGAAGCACAUUGAGAAGGGGGCCACCUCGGUGGCCACACACCAGCAUCCCUACUAGUCUAACUUGGGCAGAACCAAUUUUGGUGCCGUUUCCCUGCCUCAGCAGCAGGGAAUGUCUAAUCAGCAAAUCAUGAUUUUGGUUACAGAGACUGGGGUAUGUUUGGGUUGGGGGAGGUGGAAAGGCGAUAAAGGAAAAGGAUACGUGUGCGCGCGCGCGCGUGGUUUUGUUUUUCCUUGGCCAGGAAAGUGAAACGUUAUCCAUUCUGGUACAUUUAUCUUCCAAGUGCCUUCCUCCUUACUCGGGAGGUCUUCAGAUUACUUGGGAGAAUGCAUCAUUAUAAAGGCACAGGGGGAUUCAUUCGUGGAAACCGCAAUUAGACAUCCUGAGACCUGCCUGCUGAGGAUACUGUGCAUUCUUCUAGGUGAUUCAAGUUGAGCCUAUUUUAAGAUCUCCCCCCAUUCCCCACUCAGGACACCAACAGAUUGAUAACAGACCUUCACGGUCAUUCUUUUUUCUUAGGAAAAUAAGAACCAUGUAUAAAGCAACCUUCAGAUCUUCCUUUUGCCCCAGAAGUGAGAUUUUCGGUCUUCUUUAGUCAUCUCUGAAAGUGGUCGUUGUGUUACAAAGAGAGGCAGUCUCUACAUUUUCAUUGUUGACAUACAUAACAUUGGUGGCAUAGGUGACAUUUUCAUUGGUGACAUAGGAAGGAUUUGCCAACCAUGUAAACUAGAGCCAGGAUUUUUUAUGAAGCCAAGAAAGAUGACCAUAGAAAUAUUUUGUCCUCAGAGUAGUUUUUUUCAACUGGACCCAUAUUUUGGGAGUGUCUGGUGAGAAAACAUCUUGUACCAGUGCAGAUCUGCCCCUGCUCUGCCUCUUAGGGUCCGGGAGAAUUUCCUGAUGCACUUAGAUUUGAAUGACUUUUAGGGCACCAUUUGAACCCAGAUCUUCUUGAUUUCGAGGCCACUUUUCUGUUCACCAUGCCAUGCCAGCCUCUCACUGGUUUUCCUAGCACCAAAAUCUCUAUUUCUGGCACCUAGCACAUACAUAGUAAAUGCUUUGAUGAAUGUCUAACAUUUUGUUGAAUUUCUUCAGACCUCUCUUUCCCUCAACUCCCCUCCCUCAAAACCUCCCAAGAGGCAGGAGUCCAUGUAGAUCCUUUCUUCUUUUUUCCUGCCUUGAGAAUUUUCCUGCCAAAUCUACCAUGAGAGAAGAGCUUGGUGCAGGCACCAUUCAGCUCAUGCCAGGUCCUCAGGGUUAGGCCCUGGAGCUCCAAGGCUCCUGUCGCUAUGAAAUGGAUAUUGGCAGGAGGGUGGGAGGCUUUUCUUUAGCCUGGCUGCCAUUUUGUAUUUGGGUUUACACAGGGUUCCAGAGUCAGACUAAGAGCUAACACCUUUAUGGAUAUAAAGCAAGAUCCUUUUUCUGGAAGACCAGAUUGUUCAGGAACAUGCUCCCCAUCUUCUUGGAGAAAAUUACCUCAGACAUGAAACCGCUGGCUAUGAUACUCAGUGCCAUAGCCUCAGAGAGGCAUCAUCAUUUAGUGGAUAGAGCUAUACUCUUACGGUCAGGAAGACCUGGGUUCCAAUGCUGCCUCCAACACUGACCAGCUGUAUGACCCUGGGCAAGUCACUUAGCCACCA